AAUUACCUUUAUGAUCUAAAAGUAGCUAGGGGAACCAAAGAAAACUCAAAAGAAGCGGAGUCCUCUCUCACUGUGCUUUCGGAAAUUGCACUCCUGUGUGGGAAGAGAGUUAAAGGAAUAACAGCAACAUUUUGCUACUUGCCAGCACUCCAAGGGAAACAAUGCUGUCUGUCAAAACCUCGAUCUCUUUCAGCCAACAGCUUGGGAAGUACAGUUAAAACAGAGACAGCACCAAAUGAUGGCAUGCAGAUGACAUUGGCAAUGUGUGUGGCAAAGGAAAGCUGCAUAGUUCUGAUUUAAAUUGUUCUGUUGUCAGCACUCCUUGCCCACCUUUCAUCACCGUUUGUGCAGUGAGAUCAGAGAGGGUCAACACAGACUUCUUGGUUUAUGUGGGAUCAUCUCUCCGUUCAUGAAGUGCGAUGAUGACAUGUGAAAAUAUCUGCAACAAAAUAUGAUUAGUCAUGGCCAUAAAAUUAAAGACCUCUUAAUAUUAUGUCAGUUUCUUACUUGGAGGAACAGACUGAUUAGUGAAAGAGAAUAUGUCUUCUGUUGAGAGUGAAAUAUCAAGAUGGAACCUCAGGCAUGUCAAAAGAAUAGCUGACCUCUUGGAGCCAGUGGCCUCACCUAGCGAUGCUAACAGGUUUUCACCAGAUAAAUCCAUCAGUGGCAUAGACCGGUGCUUACACAUUCCUGGAAAAGCAGACUCUGCUUAUAGUUCUUUCUCGGGUGGCUCAAAUAUCCCAGAGUGUCCUGUCCUAUUUUGCUAUAAUGAGCAUGAUUCUCUGCCUCUAGAGCAGCUAUCAUAUAUGGACUCAGGAUAUGUUAGAGGCAUUUAUAAUCCCAGUGCAAUAAAUCCAGCAUUUAGACAGAUGUAUGAAGACAGGGCAGCGGGCAGCCACUAUAUAUUGGAAAAUUCUGGCCUUGGCAAGCCAUAUGGAAGCACUUCUGCCCAUGGGAUGCCAUACCAACCAUCACCACCAUUGGCUAGAUUUCCAUCUCCUCACCCACCAUCCCCACCAACUCGAGUUGAUAGCUAUAAAACAGACAGAAAUGUAGAUCCUGGAAUUUGCUUUGACCCCAGUAUGCAAGCAGAUGUGUGCAUUCAAGAUACCGACGCUCCAGCAAACUAUCACAAUGAUUACUGGCUCUCUAGAUGGGAGGAUGAAAGCCCAGUCACAGAAGAGGGUGACAGUUUGUAUCCUGUCAGUCAACAUAUCUCUAGGAAUACCAGCUCCACCAUAUCCACCACACCUUUCAUUUUUCAAGAAAAUUUAAAAUCUGGUUCUCUGGUCAAGACCCAGAAUAUUUCGUGUGCUCAAAAUUCAGUCUGCUCUUAUGCAUUUCCUGAGCCAAUGGAGUCUAAGUCCUCUCCGUCACUACAUACCAGCCACAACGCUGUUAAUGAUACACAAGAGAACAAACAGUAUUUUUAUGCCUGCAGUGUACACAAACCAGCCUUCGCAGCAGAUCUGCCAAGCUGCGUGGCAGUAUCCAGCACAAAGAAGGGGCAGCUUCAUGGUGUUCUGCAUCCAUUCAGAGUUGCCGAUCGCUCAGGAUUGGGCCAGGAUGAAUACAAAAGCCGUUCAAACUUAAAAUACACUGACAGCUCUCUUUCCAACAAGGCUGUGUUAGGAAUGAUUGAAAGCCAUGAAGGCAACAAGAAACAUUUCUUCAGCUCUGAAGAAGGAAGCAGAGAUGUCUGGCAACCGCUUCUAAAUCAGCAAUCCAGAAUGCAGAAGCCACUGCCUCAUGGUUUGGACCUCACAGAAACACCUCACUGGGAAGUCCAGGAGACAGCCAGUGCAUUACCGUAUUAUAGUCACGAUGCUGAGACCUCUGCUUCCCAACCACUGAAUGGGUUUAGAAAAGCAAAGAAAAAUGACAUGGAUAGCAGCCCUGAACUUCUGGUGAACCCCAGGCAAGAGGAAAUGCUCAAGCCUGUUUGUUUUCCAAAGCAUCAUUUUUCUAAGAAAACUGAAAGCCAGCCCCCGGAUAACUUUGCCAGUAUAAAGAUAAACAGAAAGACAACUCCUCUGCUUUACUAUCUUUCUGGUGGGAAAAAUCCCAGUUUUAUGAGUCAUGAAAAUUGGACUCAAGAAGGAGGAGGAGAUGAUGUUGCUUUAAGAUCUCCAAGGAACAAUCUCCCAAUCUCUGCAGAGCCGAUAGAGAUACCAAGGGACACCAACCCAUGUGUGGAUAAUCCUGGCAGCAACCAUGAAGGUCAAAUUCUAGAGAGUCCUGCAUCAUCAGUGGAUGAGAAGUUCAAGAACGACUAUCGGGAAAAACUAAAAGUUGCUCAAAGAAAGGUCCUGAGAGAAACCUCUUUCAAGAGAAAGGAUUUACAAAUGAGCUUGCCCGUUCGGCUGAAGCAGACACCGUCUUCAAGGCCAUCCAUUCAGCAUCUCAGGUCUUUGUCAUUAUCUAGUACAAAUGAGGACUCCAAGUUGAUUCCUGCCUCCAGGCCACUGGAAAGCAUCAGCAAUGAGGAAGAAUCAAAGAGGCCACAAGCUGCCCGAAUUGGGGGAAGGAAAAGGGCUACCAAAGAACAGAAGAAAAUCUCUUAUUCUGAACCCGAGAAACUCAACCAGCUGGAUGACCAGAGAGAUCAAAGCAUUUCGUGGAGAAAGCAAAAUGCAAGGUCCCGGUCCGAUGAGAUCAAUGAACAAGACACUAAGAUCAUUAGAGGUAAAGCUCUGGAAAACCAGGGAAGGUCUCUUUCUAAGGCAGAACUGAAACAAAUCCAGCACAACGCACUUCUAGACUACAUGGAACGAAAGAUUGGGCAACGGCCUGCCACUGGGCAGAGCAGCGCACAGCAAAAGCCCCCUUUGCAACCGAGGACUUCAAAUUCAAAGAAGUUUGUGGAAGACAGCACUUCCCAUCCCAGUGCCAGCAGAAAGCUGGGGAAUAUGGAUGGUUUCUGCCAGUUUCCUGUUCCAGGGAAGACUCAGGAGCCACCCUCUUUCCCUCCUAGUUUAACAUCUACAACUGCUGCCACCAUGACCGACAGACACAGCACCAGUUCUCCAGUGUUUGAAAUGGCUAAUGAAGGAAGUUGUGCCAGCAAGUGUGACUCAGCUAAAAGUCUUCUUCACUCAGGUUCUGUCUGCAGCAGAAGCCGAGGGAGAUCAAAAUCAACUCCUCCUCCUGUGCAGGUAUUCUAUAGCUCCACAGCCUGCCCUGCAUUGUCGGCUCAAGACCAUGAAUACUAUCCCACGCACCCCAACUCCCCAUCAAAGGAGAAAUUGGAAGCUGAUCCAUCUGACAAAACACAUGCUCUGGUGGCUGCAAAGCAAGGUGCUGGAAGAAGAGGGGAAUCUAUGGGGGAACCUGGGACCUCUGAAAUGGCUAGACUGUCCCCAUUGAGCCAAAGUACGGAUCAGCUUCCCCAUCUGAAGAGUUGGCAUAUUUCCUCUGGGCUACAGAUGGGCAAAGACUGGCAAGGAGAAAAGCAUCCAAAUACUUUACAGCAUUGUGAGCCUGCAUCAUCUGGGCUCAGACAGCCACACAUGGAAGCUGUUGGAGGACAACGGGGGUCAAAUUCAACAGUCCAUGAACUGAAACAACCCCCUACCACAAAUAAAGUCUUGCACGCUUUCCCAAGUGUAAGCAGUGUACCCCUGCUUUCAGUUGGCAGGUUGCCUUCUCCAAACCUACCUUUGGAGCCUCUUCAUUCUUCAUCAGCCCCUCCUGCUCCUGCUGAGAUGGACAAUGAGGUUUUUAAGGAGUCUUUUGGCAGUGGCUCAGAUGCAGCCUCUGACCUCCCUUCCCUCCAUAGAGAAAGUAGGAGUUUUAUUCCGAGCAGAAGAGCACCCCAGCCUGCCCCGAUGCCUCCGGCUUCCACAGAAGGAAAGCAAGUCAAGGAAGAGCCUAGUACCAGCUUCCCUGUCCAUGAGAAAGAAGAAUCUAGUCUUGGAAAUAGCAGAGAAGAUGAGAAUUCUCCUGAAAAUUCACAUCGUGCAGACAUGGCUCUUGACUUCCCAGCUUUCAAAGAACAGAACAGCAGACAUUCUCAGCUGAAGAAAGAACUAAGUGACAAAUCCCAACUUUCCAGUGCUUCUGGAAGAACCCGGUGGCAGCAAUUAGAGGCAAAUAACGCAACCCAUGACUCAGAGAGCAGGGCAUAUUAUUGCACUGCCUUGUUAGACAGCCAAGGACAGAGAAAUACUAGCCAUCCAUUAGCAGAUUCAAGAGCUCUGCAAGAUGAGCAUGACUGUAACUUUCCAGCACAAGGCACAGAUUUAUCUUUAGCACAGUCAAUAUCGACAGAGGACCAAAGGUGCGAAGACCUUGCGGUUGAGAUUAUUGCCAAAGACAAGUCUCUGGUUGACAUCCUUGCGCCCCAUCCCACCAGGAAGACUGCUCUAGAUCUCAUGGAAGGCCUUUUCCCUGUCAACAUUUCAAUGCCAGGCAGAUCCUGCAGAAGGAAGGAGGGAAUUCAGUCUGUCCAAGAAAAAGACCAAAGAAGCAGUGACUGUGCAGCAGACCCAUCUCAUGGGACUCAGAGUUUUCUUGAGCAAAGUACGGACAAAAUUCUGAGUAAAAGCAGAGAAAGUCUUGAUGAUCCAGACAGCAUUACAUCAAAGAAAAGAGAACUUAUUUCCAGCAUCCAUCUGAAGCUACAGGAUCUGUGGCUUGAGAGGGAGCUUAUUGAGUCUGAAGCUAAGGGGUAUGCUGUGCGUGGCAAGGAGCUGGAGUCCCUGGUCCAAGACCUGUGUAAACCCAAUGAGUACGAGCGCUACAUGAUGUUCAUUGGUGAUCUGGAGAAGGUGGUGAGCCUGCUGCUGUGCCUCUCCAGCCGCCUUGCUCGGGUCCAAAACGCUAUGGAGAAAAUGGAUGAAAACACAGAUGCUGAGGAGAAGGAGUCAUUAAAAGAGCGGCACAGACUCUUGUCCAGGCAGCGGGAGGAUGCGAAGGACCUGAAAGAGAAUCUGGAUCGGAGAGAAAGGGUGGUGUCGGGUAUUCUUUCCAAAUACAUGACUGAAACGCAGCUUCAGGACUACAAGCACUUUGUACAGGAAAAGACAUCACUAUUGAUUGAACAGAAGGACCUUGAGGAGCAGAUUAAGUUUCUUGAAGAGAAACUGGAGAGGUUGGAGAAGAGUAUUCCUACUUAAAGCCAUAUUAGCAGGCCACUUGGUUUCAUGAAUGAAACGACUGUGCUAGAACUCCAUCUGUAUCCAUGGAAACAUUUAAGAAAGGAGCAAGGCUGUGUUUGGUGACUUCACAUAGGCAUCUCCGUGCCUCAGUGCUGACAAGGGCUUAAUUGGCCCAGGCAAACAUUUUUAGGAGAAAGUGACAAAACCUUAACUGUAGGUGGCAAUGCAUUUUAUCUUGGAAUGACUGAUGCAAUGGGUAUUGCCUUUCAUUAAUGAGCUGGUGCGCUGUUUUUCUUUCCUGAAGACUGCUGGUCUGCUUCCAGACUGACAUCAUCCCAAUAAAGAAUAUAUAAGUA
Podarcis raffonei (Aeolian wall lizard) is the source of this 5455-nucleotide messenger RNA. RefSeq names its product shroom family member 1 (gene SHROOM1). Lineage: Eukaryota; Metazoa; Chordata; Lepidosauria; Squamata; Lacertidae. The record is from RefSeq and is a predicted model, not a curated record. The transcript has 9 exons. Gene Ontology annotation, molecular function: actin filament binding. Gene Ontology annotation, biological process: actin filament organization. The coding region runs from base 540 to 5117 and encodes 1525 amino acids. Gene Ontology annotation, cellular component: cortical actin cytoskeleton; adherens junction; apical plasma membrane.